Aethina tumida (small hive beetle) is the source of this 1197-nucleotide messenger RNA. RefSeq names its product GTP-binding nuclear protein Ran (gene Ran). The record is from RefSeq and is a predicted model, not a curated record. Gene Ontology annotation, cellular component: cytoplasm; nucleus. Gene Ontology annotation, biological process: protein import into nucleus; ribosomal subunit export from nucleus. Gene Ontology annotation, molecular function: GTP binding; GTPase activity. Lineage: Eukaryota; Metazoa; Arthropoda; Insecta; Coleoptera; Nitidulidae. The coding region runs from base 137 to 784 and encodes 215 amino acids. The transcript is spliced from 3 exons.
ACCUAACUUCGGUUCGGCCGCCAGGGUCGAGGGAACGCCAUUGUGAUCUCUAACGACUUGUCAAGUGUGUCGGAGUAAUCGGUGAUUUUCCGUUCCAUCACAGUUACACCACCGUUUUACUUGCAAAGACAGAACCAUGGCUCAAGACCAAGAAAUGCCAUCAUUCAAAUGCGUGCUGGUAGGUGACGGCGGCACCGGCAAAACCACCUUCGUUAAGCGCCAUUUGACCGGUGAAUUCGAGAAAAAGUAUGUGGCCACUUUGGGCGUCGAGGUGCACCCUCUCGUCUUUCAUACAAAUAGGGGCGCCAUCAGAUUCAACGUGUGGGACACAGCUGGACAAGAGAAGUUUGGGGGCCUCCGCGAUGGUUACUACAUCCAGGGGCAGUGUGCCAUCAUUAUGUUCGAUGUCACAUCGAGGGUGACGUACAAGAACGUGCCGAACUGGCACAGGGAUUUAGUCAGGGUCUGCGAAAACAUUCCGAUCGUACUUUGCGGCAACAAGGUCGAUAUCAAGGACAGAAAAGUUAAGGCCAAAAGCAUCGUGUUCCACAGGAAGAAGAAUCUCCAGUAUUAUGACAUUUCUGCCAAGUCCAACUACAACUUUGAAAAACCAUUCUUGUGGCUGGCAAGGAAGUUGAUUGGAGAUCCCAAUUUGGAAUUGGUGGCAGCUCCAGCUCUUGUACCCCCAGAAGUUCAAAUGGAUCCACACUGGCAACAACAAAUUGAAAAGGAUCUGAAGGAGGCCCAGGAAACAGCUUUGCCUGAAGAUGAUGAGGAUUUAUAAGACUGUGUCCAGUGCAUUUAAUUUAUAGUUGUGUAUGAACAUGGUAUAACAGUGGCUAAGAGUACAUUUUUCUUGUUUAGGAAUUUGUGUCUUGCAUGUGAAAUUUGAUAUUUUAAAUUGUUUUGUAUAAUUAGACUCAUCCAUUAUAAUGUAUUAUAAAUAAAUUCAAUGUUUACUAAUAAUUUAUUUAAAUCUGUUUCUGUUAAUAAAUAACUAAUUUUAUUAGUAUUUUAUAAGUUAGACUUGUGUAAAAACGGUUUUACCAUCAACAUUGAAAAUUUAGCCACUGUAUUUUAAGAUAAUUCUAGAAACUUUCCAUAACACUAUUUUUUUAUUAAAACGCUUGGACAAUGUUGCCAGAUAUGUUUAAUAAUGUUUUUUAAGUAUCAAUAAAUAAUAUUUUCCAAAUUGUC